Messenger RNA from Caretta caretta (loggerhead turtle), 1732 nucleotides. It is a transcript of the gene CFAP96, whose product is annotated as cilia and flagella associated protein 96. Lineage: Eukaryota; Metazoa; Chordata; Testudines; Cheloniidae. The record is from RefSeq and is a predicted model, not a curated record. Gene Ontology annotation, cellular component: centrosome; cytoplasmic microtubule.
AGAGGGGACUACAAUUCCCAAGGUGCAGCGCGGGUGCGCGGCGCGCGCAACCUCUGGACUAUACCAACAGGACUCGACAGACCGGGGGGACAACACUGAAAUGCUGUUCAUGUGUUGUUGGACUUUCCCGAAUCCAGAGUAACUGCAUCAACAAAGAGUCCUGGGCAGAGUCCUGUACCUCUCAGAAGCUGCUGCUGCUGCUGCCGCCGCCUGGGGAUGCAGAGAGGAGGGGGCAGCCGCUGACCCUCUGCAACACACCUGGCGAGGUUGGUGUGAGUAAAAGAAGUGAGCAUAAGAAAACAUCUACAUUUUCUAGUGUAGUGAAGUGUCACACAGAACCAACCAUGCCUGGAGAAGGGAAAUCUGACAUGGAGAGGAUUGGCCUCUUCAGUGAAAUGGAGUAUGUUACCAUUGGAGAUAAAUAUGUCACACAUUAUAUGCGCCCUUUCAAUGAAGCUGCAAGCAAGAACAAACAAAUGUUACCUGGGGGUACCAAAAUGCUGUCAGCUCUUCAGGCAGGUUACUUUGAGCCUCAGUUUGUGAGGGUUUUCGAAGGUGAAGCCUACUCAAACCCUGUGCAACUAAGGAGGCGAUAUAGAUUGGCAGAGUCAAAGAAAAAUAUGGGCAAAGCUUUCCUUCCAAGCAAUGGAGUCAAACUGCCAUGCGGAGUGGGUACUUAUUAUGGAACUAUAGGUGGUCCAUAUCCAUUCUUCAGUGCACAACUAAAAGGGAAAACAGCAUAUGCUCCUCCUGGAAAGAACCUUUACACAAAUCCUGGAAAGAAAGGAACUGGAUAUGGAUAUCCAAAUCUUACCAUAGGUAAACAGUAUCCACACUCAAGUGAGGUGUAUGAAAUCGGAAAAAUGAAUGCAAAGAAGGUGCAUGAAGACCAUUUGCGUUUGGUUAAAGGAGGGCCUUUCAAGUUAAAUCUCUAUCCUCGGGAAUAUUUUGACAUAAAUCCAUAUCUUGAUGAUAAACCUUUGGCACCAGCUAAGAAACCAACCCCAGAAAAGCCAGUUGCACACCCCUUUAAACCAAGUUCUCCUGCUAAAAAGGCAGGAGGCAUGAAAGCAGGAACAUUCGAUUCUUAUCCUUCGCAUUCUGCUGAGCCCUAUGUGGUUAAAUAUUCUAAGCCCAUCACAACUAAUAAAGAAGGACGGAUUUUUCAUCCUCCCCCUGGAUCAAAAAGCAGGCCUUCUACAAGUAUAAUGGCUUUAAAUGUCACAAGAUCGCUAAAUGUAAUGAACUACAAGACUACACACUUGAUAUAUUAGCUUUGAAUAGUGGGAUAAAGAAUACACUUCUUGGACUUCGUAAACUGUAACAAUUCAAUGAUUAAAGGGCAUUUGAAGUAAAUAAAACUUUUGUGGAAGAUAGAAUUCAGUCAAAUAAGGCAAACCCAGAUUUUAAUUGUAUCCUAUUUGAGACUAUAGUUUAUAAAUACAUAAAUUAUGUACAAAUUAUAUUUGUUUAAAGUGUGAAAUUAAACUAUAUUGAUACAAAUUUUAUAGUUUACUUGUAUCGUUGGAGAGAUUUAUAUAUCGAACAUACACACCUAAAAAAGUAUUUUAGAUUUUAAGUUUUUAUAUAAAUGUUAUGAUGGUGGCAUCAAUAAACAGCAAUUACCUCUUCUGAGAUGAUCAAUAUUUAUUAACCAGAGAUAAUAUAUUGUGCAAAGUAAAGGUAUGGUUUCCCUUUAGAAACAAUAAAGAUUGAUGUUCAUCUUAACCAA